AUGGAAAGGCAACACGCGGUAACGCUAAUAAGCUUCUUGCUUGCAACGGUCUUCGCACAUAACGUGCUGGACGCUAAACCUCCGUUAUUGUAAGUAAAGUCGUAUUCUCCUCUCCUUGUGCUUUGUUGAGACACAAUGAUUCAAUCAGCCUUUUAUCUCUCUUGACACUAUGACAGGUUUGUUUCGUCAGCUGCAACAUUUGGUCCGAGCUUGAUUUGCAGUAGGAUCCCUGGCCUCUCGCCUGAACAAAUUAGGAUCUGCGAAGAACAACCGACCCUUAUAAACUGUAUUCGACAAGGCUAUAAAGAAGCCGCCAAAGAAUGCAAAAAUCAAUUCCGCAACAACAGAUGGAAUUGUACUGUUCUGGGGCAGAGCUCGGACUUCGAUGACUUGGCAAUACGUGAGUAAGAUUACUAUUUCCUAAUGAGUUUGCUCUUUAGCCCCUGUAAAUAUUAGGAAGUUUCUCGUGGCUUAAUUUAGUGCGCCACCUAAAUUGAAGCGUUUUAUCGUAUUUAUUUGUUUGUUUGGUAUACAAUAGCUGCCGAUUAAGCUAAGAGAGCUCACUUAUGUUUAGGACAUGAAAAGUGCUAACAGUCUAUGAUAUAAGUGCUUGUGUCAAAGGUUGUCCAUAAACUGUCAUCAAUGCUUUUAACCUAAAUCAGUGUAGCUAAUGAAUUACCGCUGCCUUCUAUUACAUUUCCGUUUAGUUCUAUCGUAAACGCUUGUCUCAACGAAGAUAAUUUCAACAGAUUGAGUAGUCACCAAGAGAAACACAGACAAAACCAUGAUGAAAUGUUCCGUCUUGAACAAAACCGUGAAAAAAGUUUAUACAUAAAUGUAAGAAGUUAUAAAUUUCGCCAGAGUCAUUUAGGUAAAUGCAUUGGUGAAGAUAGGAAGUUGUUAUAGAAAAAAUAGCGGCAUCGAAUUUGUCAGUUCCCUCUUCAUGUUGCUAUGUAAAUGAUCAUGAGCGGUGUUUUAAAAUGCAGACCUGUCUAAAUCCUUUUCUGUCGGUUCGCAGAGACGACUCUUACAAUAAGGAGAAAUUGCCAGUGUAGUGGAGAGGAAUCUUUCAUUUGAAAUUUCAUAUUAGGAGAUUUUGUACUUUUAACAAAAACUGUCAAUUUUCAUUCUUUUAACUUUGCUGAGAAUACCAAACGUUGAGUACUUUUUUACUUUCCUUUCUCAAUGUCUUUCUCUUUCUUUCACACACUGUAAACGUUUUACUACUGACAAGGCUUAUUUUAAUUACCUCAUUGAAAAUUUACGAUCCAUUUUUUUAAUAAAGCAAAGUCAUUUUAUCUUGAUAACUCGAUUAAAAAAGUUAUUUUUAGCAUGUGCCUUUAAAAUUAAUUUGCGGUGUAAGAAAUGUUUGAGUUACGAAGGCGUUUUCAAGUUGCCUUAAGAGGUAGGCUUAAAAUGACAGCAGCAUAUGGCACACAGACAAGGCGCGAAGAAAAAAUAUCUUUGUAGAAAACAAAUUCAUUCUGGGAAAUUGGAAGUUAUCUAGUCUAUACAAUGCUGUGAACCAGAGGCGUCGAUACAUCAGUUUGAAAUGAUCACUUUGUACUGUAUGAAUAUCGUUUGAUUGAAAUGUUUGAAAAAAGGAUUUUGAUGACUCAAGAUACGGCGGAGUUACGUGGAUGAGAUGUUAAACGCGAAAAAAUUGUCAGACCCGCCGCGCAGUGGGAAAGAGUAGGGGUUGGUCUCCCAUUUGAAAGAGACAGCAACGCUCGUCAUCUCGUUAAGGGGAUUUAAAUUAAAGAUUUUGGUAACAACAUCUUUGUCACUUUAGAAUAGUGCCAUUUUAUGCUCAAAAAAUGCUUGGGCCACGUCAAGUUUGCUCUCUUUUAAAGUUUCGACAAGCAAUUGUCCGUCGCCAGCAUAUAACGGUCACAGCGCCCCUCCCCCCCCCCUCCUCCACUCUCCUCCUCCGACAAGUUGGCCUCGCUUAUAUUUUACGGGAGUCCAAUUAAUGACGUUGUCGUUGUCGCUUUGUAGCCGGUACAAAAGAAGCCGCCUUCGCACAAUCCAUGGUUUCUGCUGGAGUUGUCUAUACGAUCACAAGAGCCUGCAGCAUGGGUAAUUUAUCCGAGUGCAACUGCGACAGGGAAAAAUGGGGGCAGAAUAGCCGCAAAGGCUGGAUGUGGGGAGGCUGCUCAGUUGACACCGGUUAUGGUAUGAAUCUUUCCAGACGGUUUGUGAACGGACGCCACAACACGCACGAUGCCAUAUACUUGAUGAACAAGCAUAACAACAAAGCAGGCAGACAGGUAGGUGGCCUAUAACACAACCUCAAUGACAUAAUUGCUUUUCUAAUUACUUAAUGAUAAUGAGAGUUAAACAAUCGCGGAUUUUCUUCGUCAUACAAUGUCGUAACUUUGCACGAAACCGUUUUCUUCCAUGGGCUCUAAUUUGAUGUACAAUAGUUUCCAUCACGGUAACUCUGAACGAUGCAACGUGUGGCAUUCUAGGUAUUUAAGGAAUCCUUUUUUCUCAGAACUGACCUUCAAGUAUUUGCAUGAGAGUAUUACUAAUAAAUAGAUAUGAAAUAAAAAAAGAAAGAAAGAGAAAAAAAUGGGUUUCGUUUCAUUUGGCUGCACCCAUAUUGUUUGAUAAAACAUGAUAAAACUUCUAUUGAAAGUUUUUAUUAGUUAACCACAAGACCCCAUGAUAGGAAAUUAAGACCGUUGGUUCAAAAUCAUCUGAACGAAAUAGCAUCUUUAAUUUCUUUUGGAAGUUAUUGUUUUCAAAAUGUGAUCGAAAGAGGUUUCAAGAGAAACCUCGUUUCUUAAUAUCGUGCAACUGAUCUCGACCUGUUGUCUCCAAAGACCAACUGUAUAUCUUGUGUCUUGACACGUUUUAGUUUUUAGCAACAAAAAUACAUUUUCUGCAUUGAAUUAUAGAAAUCUAUCUUAAUGUAAUUUUUAAAAUUGCACGAAUACUGAAUUUGUUGACUCAAUAUCCCGUUGUCUGAAUCGAUAUUUUAAUUACAAAAUCCCAAUUUAAUUAUAACCCAUCCAUCUCAGAUUGACGGGCUGUGUUUGUGAAUGAGGUGAAGAAAAAAAGGUUUUCGCGGGGUCGAAAUGAUUCGAACACACAAAAUGUGCAAGAAACGAACUAAAUGAAACCAUCAAAAAUAGGGCAAUGCAUGACGUAAGAGGAUAACCAUUAGACAAUUCACGAGACGCCUUAAUACCAUGCCUCCGCCACCUCGCUUAUAUGAAACAUAACUUGUCGCUAUCUUCCCUGAGUUAAAAAUCGUCUUCUUUAGCUUAUAUAACUUAGUAAAGUUGCUGUGCGCUGAGGCAACAAACUUGCAUUUAACCAAGACAUCAGUUUUAAUGAUAACUUUUUCUUACGUUAAUUGCAUUGUGAUUUCUUUAUGCCUGUUUAUGGAAAGGAUUGGUUUUGUGAACCGUGUACUGUUUUUAGAAGAUUCGUUACGAAAAGCUUACAACUUGCUAAAACAUUGAACAGGCGCUGGAACAAGUCUCUGCUUUCUCGGUACCUGCUAGCCUCCGAUCAGAGAGUCGUGAAUGGAAACGAGUUCUUUUUAACGUCUUCGACGUGCCGUCCCACACGUCUUUGAGAGAAUGUUUUUCCUGUUGAAAGUGAAAUUUCCUCUAAGUUCAUGUUUAACUUUUUAAGAAAAUCUUAACGGCCUCAUCCCUUGAUUGAAGUUACGUAGAGAGUGACUGUAGCAGAGACAGUCAUGCUCUUUGCCAAGCGUUCCCUCUCGAUGGGGGAGCAAUUUUAACUAUUGUGAAAUAAAUAAUAGCUUCACACUAUGAUCUAGAAAACCUUUAUUUUGUUAAAUUCUCUUUAAAUUAAAACCCUGGUUCUGUUUGCCCUCCUGCAGAGAAUAAUAUUAGCUGUGGGUUCUUAACAGCUGGGAACUUGAUAAACAUACUUUACGUUAUUUUCAUAACAGGACUUUUAAUACAAGGAAGAUAAAGUUAUUUUUGGAAAGGAGCUUAGAGCACGUCCCGAGGUUAUUCCCACCUGUAUAGUGAAGGAGAAGCCAGUUUUCUAUUAUUCUUUAGUGGCAAGUUCCUAACAGAGAGUUAGGCUACCAAAGGAAACGUACAUGAAAUAUUAUAACUAUCUCAGGUUCACUGAUUAUCUAUUGGAGUAGCUUCGUCUUCUGUAGUUACGUCAGAAAAUUACUUAGUUACCUAUAAAUAGCCGUUUCUCAACUAAAGAUAGACGAAACGAUCAAGGAGGAGGGACAUCUCCUGGCCAUGAAGCUCUUUAAGUCGGACAUAUUCGCAAAGAGAUUGAAGUUGAGCUUGAACAUCCUUCUCACACUUUCCUCAGGCCGCUGACAAUGAACUGACCGGCCAGACCAGUCUAGUUGUAAAGAAAAGUCACUCUUAUUUAUCAGUCUAUUUCUAACCUGUGUCCACGGCCGUGAUCAACCUCGUCCUCCCGAGGGCCCUGAGUGAGGCUGGAUAGUUACUGGUAUGUUGCUAAAACUCUCGAAAAAGGCAAAUUUCAUUUACAAAUUACCUAUCCAGCCGGCCAUUUCUUACUUUUGGUAAGCCGGCGGCGUUACUCACAAGGAAUAGGAAAGUAUAACGGAGGACAACCGUCCUUCCUCACGACAAGCUAGUUCACAGGUUCUUUCUUGUUCCAGGGAACGGAAAAUCACGGUUUAUAUUUAGUUGAAACAGUGGAUAAAUACAGCUUUAGUCUCAGUUAAUUGCGAAGAGAGAACCAGAGCUAGUAGAAAACAAUAACAGCUCGACUCCUUGAUGAAUUGAUCUUUUGCUUUGAUUUUAAUUAUAAAAUAUAGCGUGAAACUUCAACAGGCUUCGUUAUGACUUUCAUAUCACGGCAGAGUAAGAGCAAACAACGGUAAUGCCGAUAAUCAUUAUGGUUUCAUACCAUCAGCCAGUAAACGGGUUAAAAUGUUGGAGUCUGAAAGAAACUUCAGAGACAACUUGAUUCCUCAGUUUUUACGGAAUGCAUGAUAAUAUUUAACAAUUAUUGAAUUCGGUUUUCGUAUCAUCUCAAGAACUGUGGAGAUCGAGAGGGGUUUUAUCGGCAUAACACCCUCCGAGAUCUCCAUAAUUCUUCAGAUGAUACGAAAGCCGAAUUCAAUAACUGUUUUAUUAUUCAUUCAAAAUAAUUCCUAGUCUAAAAACAAACCAAGACAUACUUACCUCCAUCGAUGUUCAGUUCAUCUUCAAUUGCCCGUUUAUCGGCAAGUUUAGGAGAUCAGGGGUUGUUCAGUUCUACAAAUGUUCUCCAAGUAGCUGAUGUUGUACCGCCUCCGUCGAGUUGUAUUUUUCCUGUCCUUGCUAUGUUUUUAGCCCAUAGUUCGCCUAUUUCUUCUUGGCGAAACGAGUGAAAUGUUCCGCCAUUUUGUACUCACUACCCAGGUCUUCUCGGUUAACUGUCCAGUUUUCUGACAAUUAUGCUGUAGUUUUUCACAUAUCGCAAACUUCUUCCCAAUUUGGUUAACAGUGGCUAGUUGUGAUGAAUUAUCUGCGGGCUUUUAGCCAAUCAGAAAUGGAUAAAUAUUUUGCAUGAAUAAUAACAAAGAUUAUUGAAAGGUUGCAACCUAUGGCGUCAUUAAAUGGUUAGCAUCUGUAAUUUUACUUGCCAAUUUGGAUUUUAUCAAGAUGGCGGAGAAAUUUAAAAAAAAUCCUAAAUGAUUUAAUUUGUUUUGAAUAAACGUUAGCAUAAAUGGCUCAUUGUUACGCAGCCUAUGAACUUUUCUCUUGUAACCAUAGCAUUUAAAGAGAAGAAUUUUUGACAAUAAUAACUUUGAAAAACCUAUGACAGGCCGGUUCAACCAAGAACCCUCUUGCACUCCAGGGUUAAGAUGAAAAGAUUCGCAGCGAAUGUGAGUCUUACGUGUUUGUGGGGUACGUCGCUAAAAAUUGUAAUGUAAUAAGGUGAUUGACAUCUUAAUUCUUGUAAGACGACCCAAUCUCUGGGUAAGGAAUGGUAAUGCUUGACAGUUUGCCUCUUUCCCAGAGGUCUCUACCCUAAAGCUCGUGCCUUGACCUUUCUUCCCUUCUUUACUGCGCCCUGGUAAUUUAAACGGCUGCUAAAGGAGCUUAAAUGAAUUGCUACUACAUCAACAUGAAAGAUACCUACAUAAAUAUUUUAUUUAAAGCUUUUAACUUUGCUGCAUUAAGAAUUACUUUUCUUUGAGGGGAGGUGUGGUAUAAGAAUGUUUCGCGAAUUUCAGGAAAGUUUAAAAAUUGAUCGAAUCAACCGUCGUCUUGCUAAAUGAAACGUCGCACAUUAUUACUCGCAAAAAAAGGACAAGAAUUCGACGAUGCAGACUGGAGUCAAGGCGAAAAUAUGCAUUUAAAAAUGGCAAAAUGUGACGGAGAAAUCGUGCAGAGUACAAUUUGAAAAAGAAACUUAUUUGUUGGAUUUACUGAAAGACUGGCGACAUGAGACCACAAAAAUUCGACAGUGACGCCUUUGUUUCUGGUAACGGAAUGAGAGACAGAGAUUUUUCUUAAAACUGGGACAUUUUUCUCGCUCACUUUAGGUUCUUAAGGAAAAGUUGGUUCUCGAAUGCAAAUGCCAUGGGCUCUCGGGAUCCUGCACUACUCGAACCUGUUGGAAAGCGCUUCCGUCGAUCCGUGUGAUUGGCGAGCGUUUAAAGGAAUAUUACUACAACGCCGUUCGUGUUUCAGUUAUAACGGUAGACUCCAACAGAGGCCCAAAGCCUGAAUACCUUGUUCUAAAAUCUGAGAAAUCAAGAAAGCCAGACUCGCGUAGCUUGGUGUAUGCGAAUGACUCUCAUACAUACUGUGUGCGAGAUAUCAGGCUGGGAAUUCCAGGGACAAAGGAUCGUGUUUGUAACGUUACUUCGACCAGCGAUGACAGCUGUGACUCCUUGUGCUGUGAGCGUGGACACGACACACAUAACUUCACCGAAGUAACUCAGUGCAGAUGCAAGUUCCACUGGUGUUGUCAGGUCAGAUGCAAAGAGUGUGUCCAAAAUGUUGUGAAGCACACUUGCAAGUGACAAAAUGUCAGCAAGAUUGACAAUCCAUUGUUAUACUAAAUGUCAGCCCGUUUUAGUAUUAAUAGAACACAUGGGCUUUAAAACAAGAACAAAAACAUGCACGCAUUAAUUUACAUUUAAUGUUUUUACGAAAGAUAGACGAGGCGAAAUUAAGGAGUGGAAAAAGACUUCCAUACUGUCAUAUUUAGAGCGAAACGUUCAAGACAGAGUAUGGUCUGUAAUCAGACGUAAUACGUAGACAAGAAUUGUCAUCAUGAAUUCAAGGAAACAUUUGCAAAUUUUGACAGAGCGCCAAGCGCAGGGGACUUAAAUAAUAUUAAGCUUAAAGUAGAGUAAAGAUAAUCAAAAACUUAAACUUAACUGAGACAGAUAACGACUCUCGUUAGAAGGACGAACAUUAGCACGUAGACUUUGUCGAAGUGAAAUGAAGCUUCGUGAUAUUUAAUAAAGCAAAUCUUCAUGAAGAUCUCUUGUGUGUUCUUGAAAAACUUGAGACCAGCAAGUUCUGCUAAAUGAUUGAAAACAACGUCAAUUUUGCCAAGUGCUCGCUUUAAAGUUGGUUUUUGGUUCUUAUAUCACACCUCUCUUCGCUAAGGCUGGUUCACGCCUGGACAACCAUAGCAUAAGUUCAAGCAGCAUAUACGUGGACACUGUAUCUUGAGAUUUGGAAUCACGUUUACGGCAAAUGCCGUGCAAACUUCGGUUUUUACCCCGUGAUUACUUGUACUUGUCGUUUACUAUGUCUACUCGAAAAUAAGACGUUUUGACAGGUUAAUCCAUAAGAAUUAUUUUGCACAGUUUUCAUCCCCUCAAUUCCUAAUUUAUGAAUUUGUUAGUCUGAAUCUGAUUCUCUCGAAGGGGUAGCUGGCGCUCGAAACGUCAGCUUCCACUUGCCCAGGCCUUCAUGGUCAACGCAUUUCAGUGCCCCUUCCGAGACGAACGGACCACGUGAUCCGAAACGCAUAGGCCGCGUGGAAAGUGAGGCCAAGGGACUAGGCAAAUCUCACACUCCAGUGGCCAAUUUACCGUACCUUUUCAACACAGUUAUUAAAACUAAAUCCUUGUAUUCUACUCCCUUACAAACGCGACAACACAGUCGAUCAGUUCCUUAAAAAGAAAACCCUUCAUGAACCUGGCCACUUCCGUUCGUCGUAAACUUAAUUCUAGAUCUCUCUUAUGAUGAGUGCUGAUUUAUGCCCAAAGGCACUAAUUUUCAAAAGGUUACUGAGUUUCAAGAGUUACUGUGUUUGUUCCUUGUACCUUUAAUUGCGUCGCACAUGCAUGUACACCAAGAAGUCUUUAAAAAAACUUUGCUUAUGAUCCACCAUCGAUCGGAUCAUGAUGCAUCAAACAUGCCGAUUUAUCCUUUUUCAGAUAGAAUUUAGCUGUUCCUUUGAAGUGUAUCAUGAUCCGGGUGAUCUUGAAUCAUAAAUCCUGCUCCGGAUCAUUCCAUAGGAUCACAUCCAUCGCUGCGAUGUUGCCGAUCUUUUCAUUCCCCUGGCAUAACAUGUUUACAUCGUUAUGCUGAGUAUAAAGACCUUUUAAGAAGUGAUCAUCAACAAAUACGAUAAUCUUUGUUACUUGGAACUAUCAUUUUCUUAAUUUAUACUUACGAAUGUGAUUGAAUCAGUUUUACACGUAUUUGCCGUUGUUUCGUUUGUUCAGAGGAAUCUAUAUAAUUCUUGGUAGUGGCUGAGUCCAAAUCACAAACAAGCAUAUCACCAUCGCCGGUACAAAUUAAUGAUUAUGGUCGUGAGAGGCAGUUCAUGGCUUUGUAGUAAUACCACGGGUAAAAGCUUAAGUAGUUUACAGCGACUCGGUGUGAGGUGUGGUAUAAGGCAAAACCUACCAACUAAAAUUAUAAUUAAUUUUCUCGUUCAUGUGACAUAGUGAUCUGUAAUUUUCGGACGUCCAGGUAAAGUUAAUGGUAAACGUAUAGCCCACCGUAAAGGUAGGGUUAGCGGUUUUUCGGUUUUCCGUUUGAUAAAUAGAUACAGCCAGCAUCAUGCCCUUACAGUAGAAUUAUGGGGUUUCUUAUUACAAUUUUUGAAAAGACGUCGGCUAAGUCAGUAUUUUCCUUGGGGACCCUUUUCCUUAGGCGCUCAAAGAAAGUCUGGAAAUAGAGUGUCACUGCCAUGGGACAUCUGGAUCAUGCUCCAUGAGGACAUGUUGGCAGGCGCUUCCUACCCUACGAAAAGUGGGCCUUAUUUUAAGACAGCGAUAUGAAGAAUCUGCUCGGGUUCGGGCAUACAAAAUCCCCUCCCGUUAUGGCAGAAGAGACGCCUUCCUUACGCUCAACACAAAUGGUUACCAAAAGCCCUCACCAAAAACUCUCGUUCACGUCGACUAUUCCCCAAAUUAUUGCGAGCGCAGCGCCGGGAAAAGAAUCACCGGAACCGUGGACCGGGAAUGUAACAAGACUUCUACUGAAGAAGGAGGAUGCGAACUGUUAUGCUGCGGCAGGGGAUACAAUACUCACGAGAUUGUGCAUAAAUGGAAGUGCAACUGCAAAUUUCACUGGUGUUGUUAUGUGAAAUGCAAGAACUGUAAGGAACGACGAGAGGUUUUCAGGUGCAAAUGA
Messenger RNA from Porites lobata, 9578 nucleotides. The record is from the annotation of a GenBank genome assembly. Lineage: Eukaryota; Metazoa; Cnidaria; Anthozoa; Scleractinia; Poritidae.